UACAGAACUACUUCUAACCUGUGUGUUUCUUACUCUUGUGGUUGGCGAUUACCGGCCCAAGCCAACUUAUAUUCCACAUGACGGAUAUGGAGAAUUUACUUUAACAGAUGAACCUGGAAUAAGUAAAGUUACUUUCAGUCAUCAGUCGGGAUUUAAAGAUAUCAUUUUUACCAAUAAUGCUGUUAAAGGAGCCGAUGGUAUGUGGAGAGCCCGAAUUGAUGAACAUCAGACAUCGACUAGAAUAAUGUACUGGGCGUCCGUAGUAAUGAAUGGUGCCACACACACAAAUACACCCUAUACAUGGAUUAAAGAUCCACUGCCAAGCCUACCUGGUAGACGAACCAGAGGUGCUGUAAUAUUUAGAGAUGACUUUAAUGAAAACCAUGUAGACACAAAACACUGGAGAAUUGAAGUUUCAGCAACAGGAGACUGGCAUAACGAAUUCCAGAUCUACACGAACGACAAAAACAAUGUUUAUGUUAAGAAUGGACAUCUUUAUCUUAGACCGACUCUUACCGUCGAUCAUCCAGCCUUCACGGAACAACAGCUACACAAUGGUGUUAUGGAUCUUAAAAAGGUGUUUGGAAUUUGCACAAAUAAGGGUUAUAAUGGUUGCUAUAGAGAUGCUAAGAAGAUGGGACAACUGCUGCCACCUAUUAUGUCCGGACGUUUAGAGAGUUUAGUUUCUUAUAAAUUUGGCGUUUUGGAAAUUCGUGCAAAAAUGCCUCGAGGUGACUGGCUGUGGCCAGCUAUGUGGACGUUACCAACUCAUAGUUCCUAUGGAGGUAGCUCCGUUUCCUGGGCUGAAGUCGAUUUAAUGGAAGCAACAAGUAACGAAUUCUUCAGAUGUAAAACUGGAUCCCAUUGUAAAAAUGCCGGUGCGAACAGAAUCACAUCUAAUUUCCAUUUCGGACCCCGAGCACAGUCACACCCUUUACCAGCAGAGAGGCGAAUGGAUCAGGGCGAUUAUCAUCAAGAUUUCCAUACAUGGAGAUUGGAAUGGAACACGGAUCAUCUGAUUUUGUACGUUGAUAACCAAGUAAUGAACAGACUCGACGUACCUAGUGGUACCACCAUCUUUGAAAAAUAUGGCUUCCAUGGACCAAAUAUAUAUGCCCAUGGUUCAAAGAUUGCACCAUUCGAUGAUCCGAUGUUCUUGAUAUUGAACAAUGCCGUGGGUGGAACUGCUGGUAUAUUUCCUGAUAAAGAUUUAUAUGCUUAUCCUAAACCGUGGAGGAAUGAUGCUAAAGAUCCUCUGGGGGAAUUCUGGUCAAACAGACAAAACUGGUUGCCAACCUGGAAGGGGGAAGAUACAGCUUUGGUUAUCGACUAUGUGGAAUUUAGACAUUUGUAA
Molecule: messenger RNA, 1354 nt
Organism: Patella vulgata (common limpet)
Lineage: Eukaryota; Metazoa; Mollusca; Gastropoda; Patellidae
Product: beta-1,3-glucan-binding protein
Exons: 12
Coding region: 200-1354 (384 amino acids)
Biological process (GO): carbohydrate metabolic process
Molecular function (GO): hydrolase activity, hydrolyzing O-glycosyl compounds
Source: RefSeq, a predicted model, not a curated record